AGGACAUUCUGUGUGAAGCUGUUGGAUAAAGCAGUAACGUUUCCUGAGCUCUCCUGCCUAAUUUGUAUUAUUAGAGCCAGGGAAUCCACCCUCCAGGGCUGGAUGAACGUCUGUUACCACCAUGGCUUAUGCUGAAACUGCAGCAAUUGAGAUGCCAGCCCUGGGCCGCCCUCUCCGGCUGGGGAUGCUGUACGACUGCCGCAGCGACAAGCUCAUACCAGGUAUCACUUUAUGGAACACCGAUACCCUUAGCAAACAAGUGGGGAAAACGAUGCAGCACAAGACUGAAUUUCAGAUCAUUGCUUCUGACACCAUGGAAGCUAAGGCAUCUGCUCUCAGUCUCUCAGGAUCCCUGAAGGCGAGUUUCCUGGGGGGGCUGGUAGAAGUGAAUGGAUCUGCAGCAUAUUUAAAUGAUAUCAAGAAAUCCAAAAAUCAAGCCCGAGUUACUUUGCAAUAUUCAACAACAAUCAGGUUUGAGCAGCUGGCUAUAAGCCAUUCAGAGUGCCAGAAUAUCUCUUAUCCUGCUGUAUAUGACCAAAAUACAGCAACCCAUGUGGUCACAGCUGUACUGUACGGGGCUCAGGCUUUCUUUGUGUUUGAUCGGGAAGUUUCUUCAACUGAGAGUGUAGAAGAGAUACAGGGAAACAUGAAACUUAUGAUAGAAAAAUUACCAAACAUUUCGGGUGGAGGAAAAGGGUCUGUGAAAAAGGAGACCAAGAAAGAAGAAAAGGCUGAAAACUUCAGUUGCACUUUCUAUGGUGAUUUUGCUCUUGAAAAUAAUCCAGUUACUUAUCUAGAUGCCAUGGAAAUUUAUUCCACCCUCCCGAAGCUGCUGGGUGACAAUGGGGAGAUGGCUGUACCAGUGAGAGUCUGGCUGUACCCGCUGAAGCAACUGGAUUCCAGAGCUGCUCAGCUGGUACGUGAGAUCAGCAUAAAACUGAUCUUUGAUGCUCAAACUGCUUUGGAGCAACUGAUCGAAUUAGACAUGCGAUGCAAUGACAUGAUAAGGCCAAUUGCCACAAUCUUCCCUGAAAUAAAAAAGAAAAUCCAGCAAUUCAAAGACCUGUGUCAGCAACACAGACAGACUUUCCAGCAACAACUAGCAGGAAUCUUACCUGCGAUCCGUGGAGGUGGAGCAGAGGAAGGGGCCCUGGUGGAUAUUUUAAUAAGCAAAAAGCAAUCACCAUUCAAUACACAGAGACUCAAUGAAUUUCUGGAUACAAAGGAGCAAGAGAUGAAUUAUAUGGAUUCCUACCUUACUUUGCUACAUAAUGUGAAAGUUAUAUCCUCCAAGAGUGAACUAGAAAAAAUAGUACUCAGCCCGAAGCAUGAUUCUGUUGUCUCAUUUACACUCACUUCAUUACACAACAAAGAACCAUAUUUAUCAGAUUUGAACUUUUGGCUUCAAAGACAGUUUCUGGAGAAAAUUCAUGAUUCAGCAUCAGCCAGUUCUCCCUAUGAGAAAUCAAACUCCAAACAGUGGUUUGAGGAUGAAGAGAUAAGAAGAAAAGCACGAAAAUUUGCAAAGUCCUUCUUAGACUUUACCAAUGUUAAUAAAUCUCAAGAAAAGACCCAGUUCAUCGUGGCCUCUGUUCCAGACGAGGACAAUCCAGGAGCUUCAAUUUACCUGUAUGCCGAUGGAGAGCUGAUCAGCACCAACUUUGAGCCUCCAUCGAAACCUCUUCCUCCUCUGAUUGAUGAAAUCAGACACAACUGUGUGCAACUCACAUUUAAGCCAUCAGAGACUGGAAGGGCUGCAAUAUCCGGCUAUCGGGCAGAGUACAGAAUUGCAGGGCAGGAGAACUGGAUGGUUGUGGAUGCAAAUAACAAACAAGAGACAUUCACAGUGACAGGGCUCCAUGCAAACACCGAGUACCAGUUCCGAUACGCUGCAGUGAGUAAACCAGGGCUCAGCGAGAGC
Messenger RNA from Mauremys mutica (yellowpond turtle), 1921 nucleotides. Its product is annotated as stonustoxin subunit alpha-like. The transcript is spliced from 3 exons. The annotation marks the transcript as partial. Gene Ontology annotation, molecular function: protein binding. Lineage: Eukaryota; Metazoa; Chordata; Testudines; Geoemydidae. The record is from RefSeq and is a predicted model, not a curated record.